UCCCGUUGCUCCAGGGCCCGAUUCUGUUAUUGGGUCCGCCUGCAUCUCGUCCUCGCUGCUGCUUCCACUGUGCCAGCAGCGCCUCAUCCGCAGACUGAAUGAAUUCUCCAUUGUGUCAUGGACCGUUUCGGCCUGCUUUGGAGGUGCGAAACAGCUCGGUCAUGCGUUCUCCAUAUUCAACAACCUCUAGCUCCUCAACUUCGCCAUCGUCAGAAGUGUCCGGGGAACCUAGCUCGCCCUUAAGAGCCGUGUCGCCAUUUGACUCGCACGACCCCCUUCGCAUUAGCCCGAUCUCUCCUAUCAAGCCACAACACCACUCCUCUCGAUCUCCUGCAUCCUUCCACCCCGAUACUGGCUCCAGUCGGCUGAAGCGUCGAGCCUCGCAGGGCUCAAUCCUCACUAAGCCUUCUCCAGUCUCCCGUUUCCUCUCACGCAGCAACGCUUCUCUCCAUCUCCCAUCCUUCGAAGAACUUGGUCUCUCGUCGAAAGUCUCCCGUUCCGACUCUCAGUCCUCUCCCCCGCAAUCCCGCCUUCGUCUUUCCACUGGUCCGACUGCCUCCAGUUCGCUGGCGACUCGAGCAUCGCAGUCUUCUGCUGGGUGGGAUUCGUCGGCCAAAAGUGACUACCUCUCUGCUCUUCCACCUACUCCCCCAGAUGAUAACGAUCAUAUUGCGUGGAACCCUACCUCCGAUAUGUUGCUGUUCGAGUCACAUGUAACUCGAAACCAUGCGCCCAUGGUCAUGGACGAGGGUCCAAACAUCGGCAAUUCCCCAGCUCGGACUGACGGCCUCAGUAGCCCUUCCGACCAGCUGUCAAACGUGUCACCGUCGAGCUCCGGUGGCAGCCCAGGGUCCUCAGAUGAGAUGGAUUGUGAUCACAGCUCAUGGCUUGAGAACAGCAUCGAAGCUACAGUCUCAUCACUUGCUCUCUCGAACUCCCGCGGAGAGGCCGUCAAAAUCGUCUCUCAGAUGCUCCCAUAUCCUCGCGCUGCUGACAAGGCCGCUACGAUAUCCUCCAGCGACAGUGUCUAUUGCUCGUUAGUGCAGGCAGUACAGAAUCGUCUCCGCCAUGGACAGUCGCCCUGGAUCAAUAUCACCCACGCAGUUCCCGAACAAUUCAGCCUCUCCAACCUACCAUCCUCACCCCCGCAUAGCCCUCGAUUUUCAUUUUCCAACGACGAUUACUUCAACUCCACCGUCUUCUCCAGUGCCGCUGUGGUAUCAGCUUAUCACGACUUCCGCGGUCCCAUCCAAACCCGGCCCUCUCACUCGCCCAUGCCGAUCGUUCCACCCCUCACGGUUCAUCUCUCGAUCUUGGAACGCUACCUCCCUCCCUCGUCGGCCCAGGAAUACAAGGAUCUCUUUUCGCCAUAUCGCCCGUCCUUCUUGGUUGAUCGACUAUCCGAGCUGUCCCCUCACGGGGGUUCGUUACUCUUUGUCUACCCGACUCGCAGGGGUGGAUCUACCUUCAAGUCACAGUAUCUGGGUCCUAUUCUGGACCCCUUGCUUCGUCAACUCGUGGUCGUGAAUGAACUUUCCACGGAUAUCGGUCGUUAUCUGGGCAAGCUCUCUUCCGUGUCUCAUAUGGACGACUUCGACACGAUGCGGGAGAACCUCGCCCAGCUCUGUAACUCUUUGAGCUCCUCUUCUUCUCAAUUCAGUAUUGUCGACGCUCGAAAAGGCAGCUCCCAUCUCGAUCGGGAACUUUGGACCGAAUGGUUCAUCCACCAAGAAAAAGCUCGCAUGAAGGAGGUGCUUAGCUUGUAUUGGCAGAAUGGUCGGCGUCUUCCGGCCACCAAGGCUGUUUCCAAUGUGUCUUCCACGAACUACAUCUUGGAGGACAAGGAGGUGACCUCGGCCAUGCUCUUGGGUGAGAUCUUGGAUGGGAUUCGACGACGACCUUAUGGCGAGGAUUCCGAACCCCACGAUGGAGUUGAGUUGGGCGUUUUCGUCAUCCGCCGAUCCCACUCAUGAGCGGGCUCGGACAGGGUGGAGCGAGCUGCAGACGCAUCACCCCCCUUGCGUCCCUCCUUCGUUCUACUCACUGAUUCUUG
Molecule: messenger RNA, 2053 nt
Organism: Aspergillus aculeatinus CBS 121060
Lineage: Eukaryota; Fungi; Ascomycota; Eurotiomycetes; Eurotiales; Aspergillaceae
Exons: 2
Coding region: 99-1973 (624 amino acids)
Source: RefSeq, a predicted model, not a curated record